Messenger RNA from Sinocyclocheilus rhinocerous, 689 nucleotides. Its product is annotated as glucagon-1-like. Gene Ontology annotation, cellular component: extracellular region. Gene Ontology annotation, molecular function: glucagon receptor binding; hormone activity. The transcript has 4 exons. Bases 1 to 303 code for a protein of 100 amino acids. Gene Ontology annotation, biological process: response to starvation. Lineage: Eukaryota; Metazoa; Chordata; Actinopteri; Cypriniformes; Cyprinidae. The record is from RefSeq and is a predicted model, not a curated record.
AUGAACCAAGAUUUGGUUGGUUCGGCCAAACGUCACGCUGAGGGAACCUACACCAGUGACGUCAGCUCCCACCUGCAGGACCAGGAGGCCCAGAACUUUGUGGCCUGGCUAAAAUCCGGACAGCCCAAGCAAGAUGUUGCAGACAACGGAGGCGCUAAUUUGCCGCGCAGGAGGCAUGUAGACGGCAGUUUCACCAGUGACGUUAACAAGGUCUUGGACAGCAUCGCUGCCAAGGAGUAUUUACAAUGGGUGAUGAACUCUAAGACAUCAGGGACAAGUGGCAAACGUGGCGGAAAUCAAUGAGGAACCAGUGGGCUUUCCUGUGAGAGCUUACAUUUGGAUCCUGAUGGGUGUUCGAUCAUCAAAAUGAAUGAAAGCCAUAUCGCUUACAGGCAAAAUGGAUCCAACUCUUGAAAUCAAAAGUCAUUUUAUUUUAUUUUUUAAAAAACCUUUGAGCACUGUGGUUGUUAUUUAUUUUCCCUUAGUGUUAAAGAACAUCGUGUAAGUUGUAACAAAAAAAAAUAUUUUUCUAAUAUUUUUUGAACUAUUUUCUAUGUGUGCGAUAAAAACAAACUCAGGUGAAUCACUAACACUCAGGUAAAAGGUGAAAAUUUACGUGUGCCACCACUGUAUCAAAGUGCCAUUGAAAAUGGUGUCUUGCUCUGCAAAAUAAACAUUUUCAUAUUCCA